Brenthis ino (lesser marbled fritillary) is the source of this 918-nucleotide messenger RNA. The record is from the annotation of a GenBank genome assembly. Lineage: Eukaryota; Metazoa; Arthropoda; Insecta; Lepidoptera; Nymphalidae.
AUGGUGAACUAUUGUUGUGUGGUAGGUUGUGGCCGUAACAGUAGAGCUAGCAAACACUUAACCUAUUAUAGUUUACCGAAAGAAAAACACCGACAAAAACAAUGGCUCAAAUUAGCUGGAAAAGAAGAACUCUUAGAGCAGGAUAUGGAGAGACUUCGGAAGUCACUUAGAUUUUGCUCUCGACAUUUCCAUCCAAAUUGUAUGAAAAACAGAAUCCUUACUAAUGAUGCUGUACCAAGCAAAAGCUUAGUAGGAUCAGUUAAUGAUGAAACAGAUAUAGAACCUGAAAAACAUGAAGGAGUAGUUUGUGAUAGCUGCUCAGAACCAAUUUGUGGAUUUCGUUAUAAAUGUGUAACUUGUGAUAAUUAUGAUCUAUGUCAAAAAUGUGAAAUGCUUGGCUCUCAUCCACAGCAUUAUAUGUUAAGGAUACCCAAGUCUAUUAAAUUUCAACUAGCAGAUGAUUUGAUUAGUAAAUGGAGGAAAUUUUUCAAAUCAGAACAUGUUACACCAGGCACAAACCCUGAUGAACUAUCUAGUGAUGAUGAACCAGUUAUGAAAUAUAUCAGAAUAAGAAACUAUGACAGUGGAAUUGACUUGUCUGAAGAUGUUAAAAGAGAUAUAAGAAAAGAAAUAGACAGAGCUCUUAAAUCAGCAGAAGAAAAAGCAGCAAAACAAAAGAUUAAUGAGACCGUUAAAGAAGUAGCACCAUCAAGUACAUCUGCUGAACCUAAAAAGACAGCACAAUGCACUCCUGAGUUAGUUUUUGCAGAUGUAAAUGUGUGUGAUCAGAUAAUGGACAUUAAAAUGGAGGCAUCUGUAGAAAUACCUGUUUCAGGGCAAACACAACCAAUGUAUUUCAUGAAACUCAGCAAUGAUUUAUCAGAACUAAUGAUAGAAUUUAAUGAAAAUAAAGUGACA